This is a messenger RNA of Closterium sp. Yama58-4, 3615 nucleotides long. Lineage: Eukaryota; Viridiplantae; Streptophyta; Zygnematophyceae; Desmidiales; Closteriaceae. The record is from the annotation of a GenBank genome assembly.
AUGGGCAGUUGCUUCAGCUGCUUUCGAGGCAGCAGAGAAGCGCGGCCUAUGAAAGCUGCUGCUUCCGCGCAACAGAGCGACGGCGCGCCCUUGUUGUCAUACACGCCGUCCUCCGUUGCGGACCACCGCGCAUACCAAUCCGCGCCUCUCCUCCGCCCGCGGAGCCUCCACCCUUCCGAAGUCGUCCCCAUCCACUUGAACCCGCCCCCGCCGCCUGCUCGAUCCCCGCCAGCGGCGGAAGAACUAUCGCGCGGAGAGUCAUCGAGUCCCCACGACCCUUCGAGUUCCGCCGCAGCAGCCGCUGCCUACGACAAUUCGGGCUACAACCCCCAAGCCUACCGCGACUCGGACUCGUCGAGUCUUUCCGCCGCCGCCGCGGCCGCGCAACAGCCGCCGCCGCCGCCGCCGCCAGCGCUUCUCCCCGCCAGUUCCUCCGCCGAGUCCUCCCUCCCCGCGCAAAUUUCCGCCAUGAGUUCCGCGCGCGACUCCGCCUCCGCGCGGCCGUCCGCCGGACUCCCUCCGCUCCGCGAGUUCAGCUACGCGGACCUGCACGCGGCGACGGGGGGAUUUGCGCCUGAGAACGUCUUAGGGAAGGGGGGGUUCGGAAAGGUAUACCGCGGGCGGAUGGUGCUGCCUGCUGCGGACGGCGGCACGAUGCGAGAACGUGACGUGGCAGUCAAAGUGAUGACUGGACAACGAAUCACCGAGCAAGACAUGAGGUGCUUCAUGGCUGAGGUGAAAGCCAUGUCAGUUGUGAAUCAUCCCAACAUUCUACGGCUGGAAGGCGUGGGGCUUGACGCAGAAGAGAGGCCGAUUCUCGUGUAUGAGCUGAUCCCUAAAGGCGACGUCAAGAAUUUUCUCACAAGAGCACGGUUUCCAUGGAGGUAUCGUGUGAAGGUGGCGCUGGGGUGUGCUGAGGCGCUAGCAGCCAUUCACGAAAAGAGGCUCAUUCACCGUGAUUUCAAGUCGUCAAACGUGCUUCUGCGAGAGGAUUUCACUGCGGUGGUGGCUGACUUUGGUUUGGCGCUCACCAUCGAGGACUGGAGAACACACGUGUCAACAGCAGUGGUUGGCUCGGUAGGCUACAUCGACCCAAACUAUUGGCAGACUGGCCAAAUAUGCCAGUUAGCUGACACAUACGCGUUUGGUGUGUUCCUUUUGGAGUUGAUUUUUGGUUGUACACCCCUCGAAAAAAGGUUUCAACGGCAGAGGAAGGAGAUGAACCACACCAAGUUUGACCCUUCUUGGGUAGACCCUGCUAUAGAGGGGGAGUGGGACCCGGUGCAUGGCGAGCAAUUCAUUAUCAUGGCUCGCUACGCCACAAAUCCAGUCGUGAAUCGCCGGCGCACAGUGGGCCAGCUGAAGCAAGAGGUAUGCACAGCAGCUUGUUUUCCGGCCAACAGGGCAUCGCACACCCUGCGGCUGAAUUCCAAAAAACGCGUCGCUCACGCCGCCUCCGGUUCCCGUGUAACUAGCGAGGCUGAGAAGGAUAGCGCGGAUGCGGGCGAUUGUGUUUCCUCGAAGUGCGCUAUCGAAGACGAUAAUAGGGGGGAUGGAAACGAUGACGAUGAGGUCGACGACUACGCAGCAUCCGAGAAUCUUCCGAUAUCGCUCGUCAUAGCGGCUUUAUUUCUAGACACUAAAGGACAGUCGAGAGCGUUGAUCAAGAGGCUGUGUUCAUUUGACUCCGAUUUUCUCCACAGAAAGCUUCGAACUUUGCCCGGCGUCACUCACACCGCGGCGUUCGUCAAAAAAGGGAUCUCCUGGCUACAGACGCAUCUUUACGUACCUGUAAUGAGUCACGCGGAUGCUUAUAACGGGCAUUCUUUUAGCGCGGAUACUAUCGCCAAGGGCGAUUGCUGCCGAAAGGCGCCGUGCGGGUCGUGCUGCGUAACGAUGCCGAAGGAUUUGCAUGAGCACGGAAACGCCGACUACUAUGUGCCGAACCGCACCCGAUCCAGCAAGCAGAUGCUACCGCUCGUCGGCUUUGGAGCCGUCGCGAUCCUCGUGCUGCUCGUCCGCGGCGGGUUACCGGCUCGAAUUCCAUUCCACCGAGGCAUUUUCCCUUCCCCAAAGCUACCCACGGGUGCUACGGCAUCCGUCUAUCAAUCAACGACUGCCGCGUGGCUGGACCUCACCGCCCUGUUCUUCCUGUUUUUCGGGACCGCCGCUUUGACGCGAUUCGCCAUUAUCCACCUGAUUCGGCGGCAUCCGCAUUUGAGCCUUCCCCUCGCGGCGCUGCUUUCCGCCGCCGGCGGCGGGCGGGGAUCCGCGGGAAGGAGCGGGUGCGCAUCGGGGGGAUCCGCGUUUAUGCGCGACCUUUGCGGAAACGCCGCCAAGAUGGGGCUCGGCGGAGGGCUUUGGCGCGCGGCGUGGUGGCAGGCGCAGCUUUCGCCUUCCCCGCGCGGGAGGCGCAGCUCCGCGCAGCUGGCGGAGAGAUUUUCCGCCACCAGCGGCACCAGCAAAGGCCUGUCAAAGUCUGGAGAUGCUGUAGACGACGCGUUAUGUCUUACUGUGAGGCGGUACACUAACGGGGAUAGAUACGAAGGCGAGACGCGUGACGGGGUAGCCUCCGGAAGCGGCGUGUACUAUUUCGACGAAGCUGCGGGAAAAUACGAAGGCGAAUGGGCGGACGGAAAAUACAGCGGGUUAGGUGUAGAAUCGUGGGAGAGCGGGAGCGUGUACCGAGGCGAGUACAAACGCGGAUACCGCGAGGGGCGGGGGCUGUACCAGUUCCACACGGGGGACGCGUACGCGGGCGCGUGGGCGCGCGGGCAGAGCCACGGCGCGGGGCUGCAGAUGUGCGCGGAUGGGAGCACGUACGCGGGGCAGUUCUCGUACGGGCUGAAGCACGGCUUUGGGAUCUACACCUUCAGAAAUGGCGACACCUACGCAGGGGAGUAUUUUCAAGACGCCAUGCACGGGUACGGGGUGUACACAUUCAGCAACGGGCAGAGCUACGAGGGCGCGUGGCACGACGGGUGCAAGCAGGGGCUGGGCCGAUACACCUUCCGCAGCGGGGACUCACUCAUGGGCCACUGGCACCUGGGAGCGCUGCUCACACGCUGUUGCGAUACUAGUACUACAUCUGCUACCCCCUCUACCACCACUACUGCUGUUGCCCGUUCGGUUCCAUUAGUUCCUUCUGCCGCCUCUGCUGGCUCUGCUGGCUCUUCUGAGUCUGAAUUUGAUGCGGUUUCUGACUCCGUUUUCGACUGCGGCAGCUGGGAUGCGUCCUCAAGCCCAUCUUCACCCUCAGCCUUUUCGUCAGCGGUAUCAUCACCAUCAGCAGCAGCAGCAAUGUCACCACCAGCAGCAGCAAUGGCAUCACCAUCAGCGCUGGCAUCCCCGUGUGGAACCACAGCGGGCCAGUCUCCAGUCAAUGGGCGCCCUUUGGUGGACCCUGCUAAAGUUCUAGUAGCUGUUGAGGCUGCGAGGAGGGCGAAAAAGAGAGCAGAAGCACUGUCAGGUUCAGAUGAGAGUUUGUCCAAAGUGGUGGCUGCAGCCAAUCAGGCGGCUGCUACUGCUAGGGAAGUAGCGGCGGAAGCAAGGGCCUUGGGGCCUCAGCCUGAAACCAAGAGUGACCUGCAAAGCAGGCCCAAAUUCAUUUUGUAA